AUGGCUCAACAGACUCUCUCGUCGGCGAUGCCACCGACCGACAUCUACGGCGGAGAUGAGGUCUCGGCGCUGGUUCUCGAUCCCGGCUACUGCCAGACGCGCGCGGGCUUCGCCGGCGAGGAAAUGCCCAAACAGGUCAUCCCGUCCUUCUACGGCCACAUCGAUGGGCGGGACAUCUUCGGGGACGAGGUGAUCCUGCCGCGUGCCAACUUCGAAGUGCGCAACUAUAUGAACCGCGAUAGCGUAGUCGAGGACUGGGACGGAGCCACCAAAAUCUGGGAGCACCUCUUGUGCAAGCGCCUGCAACCCGAACGCCCGACGCCCCCGAGCAAGAACGGGCUCAACAUCGGCGACGGGGACGGGGACGGCGACGUAUCCAUGGAAGACGCUAGUGGUGGCGGCGCCGAGAACAGUGUCGGCGACCUCGAAAAGCCGCUGGCCGAGAACCCGGUGCUCAUGACAGAAGCGCCCUGGAACUCCGCUAAGGCCCGAGAGAAGGCGAUCGAGAUCUGCAUGGAGAGCUGGGGGUGCCCGGCCUUCUGGCUCAGUCGGACGCCGGUGCUGGCGGCGUUCGCGGCCGGCAAGGCGACAGCCCUGGUGGUGGACGUUGGUGGCGCCAACACGAGCGUCACGGCCAUCCACGACGGCACAGUCCUCAAACGGUCAAUCCAGCGGUCGCCCAUCGGCGGGCUGUGGCUGAGCAACCAAAUCCGCUCCAUGUGGGAGACGAGCGACCCACGUGUCGACCUGGUGCCGACUUUCAUGGUGGAGAACAAGAAGCCCGUCGAGGCAGGCGCCCCUGCCGAGGCCCGCCUUCGCAACUUCCCGUUCCCCAUCGCGCCCUCGUUCCGCGCCUUCGAGGAAGAGCGAGUACUUACGGAGUUCAAGGAGUCGGUCGUCGAGGUGUGGCGCGGCCCCGGCCGCUUCCAGCCCAACGAAGACUACGCUAAGAGCCAGCCGGGCCGCGUCUUCGAGAUGCCCGACGGGAGCAACCAGAUGUGGCGCGAGCAGCGGUACCGCGUGUCCGAGGGCAUGUGGGAUGAUACGGUCGCCUUCGACCAGCACGAAGGGCGUGUGGCUAAGAGCCAGACGAUUCCCGGGCUGAUCAAGGCCGCGCUCGACGGCGUCGACGUUGACCUCCGCCCUAACCUGGUCGGCAACAUUGUUGUGACUGGUAGCACCAGUCUCCUCAAUGGCUUCAACGACCGCCUUAACCAGGAGCUCACCAACAUGUACCCCGGUCUCAAGAUCAAGAUCCACGCGGCAGGCCUGACGAGUGAGCGCCGCUUCGGCGCCUGGAUCGGCGGAAGCAUUCUCGCUAGUUUGGGAACCUUCCACCAGAUGUGGAUCUCGAGGAAGGAGUACGAUGAGAACGGCGCUGGCAUUGUCGAGAAGCGCUGUAAGUAG
This is a messenger RNA of Lasiosphaeria miniovina, 1407 nucleotides long. Its product is annotated as actin family. Gene Ontology annotation, biological process: chromatin remodeling; regulation of transcription by RNA polymerase II. Bases 1 to 1407 code for a protein of 468 amino acids. NCBI's taxonomy places the organism in Eukaryota, Fungi, Ascomycota, Sordariomycetes, Sordariales, Lasiosphaeriaceae. The record is from RefSeq and is a predicted model, not a curated record. The transcript is spliced from 2 exons. Gene Ontology annotation, cellular component: NuA4 histone acetyltransferase complex; SWI/SNF complex. Gene Ontology annotation, molecular function: chromatin binding.